AUGACGUGGCACAACUCGGGGUUAAAAGUGAGAAAUCGGCAAGGAUUUGGGGCAAGGAACAACAAAACGUGGUGGAGAACUGUGAUUAGGGGAGUUUUCGGGUUUCACAAGUGUUGGAAAUAUUGGGAAGGAAAAUUAUGGUUGCACAAUAGCACAUGCUGAAUUUCUCGGCUUUUUUAGAUUUUGCGGAACUCGCCUACGCGAUUUUAUAGGACUUCCAGAGGGAACGCCUUUGGAGGUCCUUUAAAAUCAAGUAGACCUUGGCGAACAAUUCAGCACGUGUUCUACCAAGUUUUUCAUUAUUUCCCUGCUGUGGUAAUAGGAAUUCUACGAAAUUUUCAGCUGAACUCGUACCCUCUAGCGCUGGCGAUCGCCGAAGAGUGGUCCGCCCAGGACGAACACCUCCAACUCGGUCAAAUGAGACUCACCGGACUCGCGUUCACCGCACAGGACAAUCCGUUGGAACAGUCUCCGUUAGUGCUGGCCGUUAUUGGACGAUUCCUAUGUAGUUCCUGUUUAGUGACACAAUCACGCGCAAGAUUCUCGAUUACGUCGACGGCGACACGGUGCUCUACUUCAACACGGAAAGCUCGAAGCUGCAGAGAUAUCAGGAGGAGCAGUGGACGCCGCUCAUCCGCAACGUCAACGCGGACCUCGGCACGAAUGUGCGCCCCAGUGAGAGCAUUCUCGGUUCGUGUUCUUUGCAUUUUGGGAUUUCUUAAAUCAAAAGUUGGGCAAAACGCCUGUCCGGGAUUUUCGAAGGCUGACUUUUGACCCACUUGCACUAAUCCGAUCGGGCUUGAACUUUGCAGGCUUCUUUUCUGCCUAAAACCUGUUUGUCUCCUGACUAGAUGAUCGGAUGGGCCCAAAACUUGGAUCCAACAUAAUUUAGUCCGAGUCAAAGAAGCUUGCAAAGUCCGAUCGGAUUGAUGCAAGUGGGUCAAAAGUGGAAUCCUUAAAAAGCUUUCGAAAAGCCUGUGUCGGCCUUGAUUCAAGACAAAACGUUCCAUGUUUAAUUUAGUCAAACUGAAGCUCAAUUUUAGCGAAACUGCAAAACCUUGAGAUUGAUCAUAAAUACGAAAUAUUGCAGACUGUAACGUGGCGAGCAAGGCGGACAAGGAGAAGAUCGAGAGAUGGGUACGUCAGCACAAUUUCCCGGCGCUCAUCGGACUACAGUACGCCACCGAAUCGGUCAGUUUCUGUACUUGAUAGUAAUUUAUGAAAGACUAUAGACAUCCGGUCAAAGGGGUGGCUAUAGUUGAAGAUCGUGCCAAGAUCGUUCCACUUCUUUUAGGUGAAAUCGUUUGUGAUCGCGUACAACGCUCUGCGCCACCACAUCGAAGCGGAACAGGCGGUUGACGCGGCGACCCUCGAGCAGAGAACUCAGGCGGAGACGUGGGGAAGUGUGGAGUGGUCGCACGGGCUGGAACGGGAGGAACUGUUCACUCGGCUCUCCGCCGCCUGCCUUUUCGUCUAUUUCAACUCGAACAACUUCACGACGAAGACCCUUUGA
Caenorhabditis sp. 36 PRJEB53466 is the source of this 1513-nucleotide messenger RNA. Lineage: Eukaryota; Metazoa; Nematoda; Chromadorea; Rhabditida; Rhabditidae. The record is from the annotation of a GenBank genome assembly.